Molecule: messenger RNA, 3733 nt
Organism: Hippocampus zosterae (dwarf seahorse)
Lineage: Eukaryota; Metazoa; Chordata; Actinopteri; Syngnathiformes; Syngnathidae
Gene: ssh1b
Product: slingshot protein phosphatase 1b
Exons: 15
Coding region: 506-2806 (766 amino acids)
Biological process (GO): protein dephosphorylation; actin cytoskeleton organization; negative regulation of actin filament polymerization
Cellular component (GO): cytoplasm
Molecular function (GO): protein tyrosine/serine/threonine phosphatase activity; actin binding
Source: RefSeq, a predicted model, not a curated record
UAUUUCAAGCACCAUCUUUAUUUUUUACCCCCCGUCUCCAUUUAUUUUGAUGGGGUGGUAUUUGGUCCGAGUCUGUCCAGUCACCUUGACAACAUUGGCCCAAUGACAGCGCACACGCGAACUAGGCCAGCCAAUCAGAGGCGGCCCCCACAAAGCUGCGCAUCGCGCGCACAUGCACUCACGCGGGCACGUAUAUUCUGUUUUUUUUUUCUCUCGCCAUCCAUGCGCACGCAAGUGACAUGAGGAGCGUCACUACCAUGCUUGUGUUCCUUGUCCGAGUUGUGCAAGGAGCGCUGAUCAAGCAGCAGCCUCCCCAGGAGCCGGGUUGCCCGGCCUGACUCGGCGUUUUCUCCCCGGUGACAGCGGAGGCCAACUCGUCGCAUCUUCCCAAAUCCUCCUCCUCCUCUUCGCCUCCCUCCCGCCAUGGCCCUGAUGACUCUGCAUCGCUGCCCCAGCCCGGGUGCAGCAUCCUCGGCCAGCAGUGCGGUGGAGGACUUUGGAAGUGAUGAGGAUCGCAAAAAUAAUCAAUGUAACUGUGUGUCAUGACAAUCUAUGUUGUGGCAUGACCAAUCCUGUCUUGUGUGUCGUUGUCAGCCUCAGCGAGAGCUUCUUCAUAGUGAAGGGAGCCGGCCUCUUCCUCCAGCAGGGCGGCAGCACAGAGCCACCCGACAUGCCCACUCAGCACAAACACGCAGGAGACUUGCCUCAACACCUGCAGGUCAUGUUUAAGAUACUCCGCUCGGAAGAUCGCAUUAAGCUGGCGGUGAGACUGGAGAGCGGCUGGUCGGAGCGUGUGCGAUACAUGCUGGUGGUGUAUACAAGCGGCCAUCAGGACACGGAGGAGAACGUCAUCCUCGGGGUGGACUUGGCCCACCAAGACAGCUGCUCCAUCGGGAUGGUGCUGCCACUGUGGAGCGAUACCAACAUACACUUGGAUGGAGACGGAGGCUUCAGUGUGAAGACGGCGGGGCGCUCUCAUGCCUUCAAGCCCGUGUCCGUGCAGGCCAUGUGGUUCGCCCUUCAGGUGGUGCACAAGGCGUGCGAGGUGUCUCGCCGCUUCAGCUACUUCCCCGGCGGCCCGUCCUUCGCAUGGAUGGCCUUCUACGAAAGUCGCAUGUCGUCCGAGCAGAGCUGCGUCAACGAGUGGAACGCCAUGACAGACGUGGAGAGCACUCGCCCCGACUCACCUGCCAUCUUUGGGGACCAGCCAACUGAAAGGGAGCGAACGGAGAAUCUCAUUAAAGCCAAGCUACGUGGCAUCAUGAUGUUCCAAGACUUGGAGAACAUCACUUCCAAGGAGAUCCGCAACGAGCUGGAGCAACACAUGAGCUGCAACCUGAAAACAUUUAAGGAGUUCAUCGACAACGAAAUGCUGCUCAUCCUGGGUCAGAUGGACAAGGCCACGCCCAUCUUUGACCACGUCUACUUGGGCUCGGAAUGGAACGCUUCCAACCUAGAGGAACUUCGUGAUUGUGGCGUCGGUUACAUCCUGAACGUGACGAGAGAGGUUGACAACUUCUUCCCGGGCAUCUUUUCCUAUCACAACGUACGCGUUUACGACGAGGACGCCAGCGACCUGCUGGCCCACUGGAACGACACCUACAACUUUAUUGUGAAAGCCAGGAAGAACAGCUCCAAGUGCCUGGUACACUGCAAGAUGGGCGUCAGCCGCUCGGCCUCCACGGUGAUGGCAUACGCCAUGAAGGAGUACGGAUGGCCCCUGGAGAAAGCUUACAACUUUGUCAAGCAGAAGCGCAGCGUCGCUCAGCCCAACGCCGGAUUCAUGAGGCAGCUGGCGGAAUACCAGGGCGUCUUGGAUGCCAGCAACCAGCAUUACAACAAGCUGUGGAGACCCGGCGUGGAGGAGGAAGUCUCGGACGAUUUGCCAGCCUCAAGCGAGUGUUCAGAGCGCAAUGAGGACAAAGAGGAGGCCUGGGGGGUCUGCGGGGCGUCUCCCUGCCUGGGUCUGGAGAUGGAGCCCCUGGACUCUCUCAACUACAACUACUACUUUCGACGGUUGUCCGACUCGGCGCUGGACAGCGAGCCCUCUACGCCAGUACGAGGACCCCCCCUGCUGGGCAUGGAAAGGGUCUUCAUCGAGAUUGAGGACGUGGAGCGAGACGCCCUCCUGGAGGACGAGGGCUUCCCCGUGGCCCACCUGGCGUUGCCAAGUGGCGGCGGCGGGGGGACGGGGGCGCAGACCUGUGGGCGUCUGGACCCCCUGGAGGACAUGAGGCUGAGGCUGGAGUUCAGCACACUGGAGGAGGAAGACGAGGAGGAAGCCAAGAAGGAGGAGGCCGAGAUGGCCGCCUUGGAGGGGAAGAAGCACGCGGAGGAAAGCCGUCUCGGGCUGGCCAACUUGAACACCAACAACAGCAACCGGCUGGCCGCCAAGCGGAGCUGCCCGGCUGCGUUUGACGACAGUGCUAGCACGGGCAACCCUUUAAAAGUCAAACCCUCCUACCAGUCCUGCAAAGACUGCUGCCUUCGUCUACCGCAGGGUCGGCGCUGCGACCGCCCGUCCGGGACGCGGUCCCACCGCCUCAACCCCUCUCACCCAACUCGACACUGCACCCUCCCCACCAUCUGCAUCGACCCCCCCGGGACCAUUUUCAUUUCACAGUCUCUACCGGAUCCUUCCCCGCCGGUCUCGGCCCAGUCCUGCUCCUCCGCCGAGGUCCCACUUCUACGCCAGAAACUGGUCUCGCCCAUGAGUUGUGAAGACCCCACACAUGCUUGCAACUCGGCAGACGUAGAAGUUAUGGACGAACCAGAGGUCAAAGGACAGAGCAGUUCUCAGGCUUAGUCGGAAAUUGAGUGAAUCAAAACAAGACACAAAGUAUUAUGGACUUGUGAAAUCAACCCCAAAACAUAAAUUAAACAAGAAUUUAGCAAUUUGUGUUUGAAGUGGCAAAUUGAGUCUUUGGUGCAUCCUAGAAAAUGUGUAAAAAUACUCCGUUGACACCAUUUUCACCAAAUGACACGAGUGGGUGGACGUUUCUUUCAUAAGAGGACGCACGAAAGGAGCAAAUUGUUGUACUUUCACCGUCUCCUAUUUAUGAAUUUUCCCUAAUGACACCCUGUUGGAAGCGGGUAAAUUACACAAAUGGCUUUUUUUGUUGCUAUAAUUCAUCUGAUUUGGAUGUAACCUGGCAUCUAAGUUCAUUUUGAGGAUCUGGGGGAACACCCCCCAAAAAACAGCUCCGUCACAGCUUUCUUGUUUUUGUUGAACUGUAGCCUCUCCAAAGACAUUGUUUACAGUGUUUGUUUGGCCGAAGUUCCUGUUUUUGGUGUGCUCACACUCUUACAUUCACUCUUUCUCACACACACACACACACACACACAGAUGCCUACACAAUGGGUCAAAUCCAGAGUAAAGGCAAAACCUAAUUAUUGAAAUCUAACUAGUGGAGCAAGCUGGCAGCUCCUUGGGAUCCAGUAAACAUUAGCUAAGGUACAAGAGGAAGUAUUGCAGUUUGUCUUUAAAAAAUCCACACACAAAAUGUCCCACGUGGUGGUUAAAGAACACGCAGUCAGUGCGCUAUCUGAUAAAAGUCUGCUCCCAAAAAUGAAUGACGGUCAAAUGCACCCUACCAACCUUCAGUACUGUAACAUUGCUAAUUGUUUCACUGGACUUUAUUUUACAGUCUUCAGUUUUUUUUAAAAAAAUAAAAGCAUGGAAAGUGUGACACCCCCCCCCCCUCUCAAAAAAUAAAUAACAGCCGAAUCUCUU